AUGGUCCGCCUCACCACAACACCUACCAUCCUCUCCGCCCUCGAGGCAAUCCCUCCAUCCACCCGCGAAGAGCUCAAACUCCCACCUCCAGAAGCCCUCACGCCAGGGAAUCCCGUAUCACACGACCAGAUAAUCCGCAUAUCCCGCUAUUUUCGAGAGCAUCGGAACUCUAAAGAAACCGAUGGCGAUGGGCAAAACGAUGACAGCGUCGACCGAAGUCUCGACGCCCUCCUCCGCGGAACGAAGCUAUACAUCCCUCCGCCCCCACCGAAACCGGAACCUAGCCCCGAGUACCUAGCGCUCAAAGCGCGCCUCCUCGCUGCCGCCGAAGCAGACGAAUACACCCGCAUGCUCUCACCACCCACCGUAACAUCCCCAGACCCUUCAUUCAACAGCGCAAACUCCAAACUCGCCGCCCUACACGAUAGCCACAAUGAUCCCUCCGCCGAAGACCCGAACUACACGGACCCGCUUACGCCCUCCCUCGUCCUGAACAUCUUCCUCUCCGUCGUAAUCACGGGCUUCAGUGUGUACUGGGCGCUGACGAGCUUUGCGACGCCGGAGAUGCUGACGGCCAGGAUCUCGGCGAGCUGGUCUUCGGCCUCUGUGCGCGGGAGUACUGGUGGUGGCCUAGGUGCAUCAGAACCAGUCCGUGUCCUGCUUUCGCUGUUUGCGGCGCUGGCGGUUGGUGUCGCGGAGGUGCUGAUCUACGCAAUCUACCUGGGGAAGAUUGAGAGUGCGAGAGGGAAAGAGGGGAAACGGAAGGAGAAGAAGGUUGUUAUUGGGAGUGAGGAGGUAAGAGGUCGCAACAAUGAGCUUCGUGAAGGCACGGAAGUCAAGGUUGAUGGAGAGGAUAAGGAGGUUAUUUGGGGGCGAGGCCCAAAUGGUGGGUUACGGAGGCGAGUACGCGAGAAGUGGGAGGAGACGGCAAAAGACAAGGAAGAGGGUCAGGAUCGCGGUGGAUGA
Molecule: messenger RNA, 966 nt
Organism: Aspergillus mulundensis
Lineage: Eukaryota; Fungi; Ascomycota; Eurotiomycetes; Eurotiales; Aspergillaceae
Product: TMEM199/VMA12 family protein
Exons: 2
Coding region: 1-966 (321 amino acids)
Biological process (GO): vacuolar proton-transporting V-type ATPase complex assembly
Cellular component (GO): endomembrane system
Source: RefSeq, a predicted model, not a curated record